Messenger RNA from Pelmatolapia mariae (spotted tilapia), 5627 nucleotides. It is a transcript of the gene ppp1r9ala, whose product is annotated as protein phosphatase 1 regulatory subunit 9A-like A. NCBI's taxonomy places the organism in Eukaryota, Metazoa, Chordata, Actinopteri, Cichliformes, Cichlidae. Gene Ontology annotation, cellular component: postsynaptic density; dendrite; cytoplasm. Bases 315 to 4658 code for a protein of 1447 amino acids. The record is from RefSeq and is a predicted model, not a curated record. Gene Ontology annotation, biological process: calcium-mediated signaling; actin filament organization; neuron projection development. Gene Ontology annotation, molecular function: actin filament binding. The transcript has 20 exons.
AAGUGCAAAGAGGAGGCAGGGGGAAAAAAAGCCGCUGGAGCGGGGGAGUGAUGGCGGUGAGCAAGGAGAAGGGACAACUUUGGUAGUGUAAAACUGACACGCUUGACGAGUUUUAGAGGGCUAGCACGAUGGAACAACAAAGAGGAGACUUUGCUGCUUGUGUUUAGUUGAUACAACCGUGCUCCAGAAAAUCUCCGCCGGACCCAUGACAUCAGUUGCGUAAAGUUGUCGAGGGACAAUUGCUCACCGUCAAACACUGUAACUCUCUCCAGAGCUGGAUUUUAAGCGUUGUGCUGCAGCCGUAAACAAACAGAAUGAUCAAAGCGGAGAGCAAAGCAGGCGAGAGGAGCCUGAGGAGCGCGUCCCCUCACAGAAAUGCAUACAAGUCUGACUUCCACGCCAUUAAGUGCUCCUUUGAUGGGACAAAGUCCGAGAAUGCGUCUAAUACCUUUGCAAAUGGAUCCAGUGACAACCGGGAGGACUCAAGGGGGAGGCCUUUUGGGACCAGAGUGAAUAAGAUAAAGAAUAUAUUCCUACAGAUGGAUGGUCAGCAACAGGAGAGCCAAGAUGGGAAAGUGAAUUUAAAGUCUGAUGUGACCCAGGUGUCUCCACCAAAGGUGCAGUUUCCGGUCAGCACUCAAAGACUUAACUUGAACAGUGCAGCAAGCCCAGAAUCGCACAUUUUGGAUAAAACGCCCAAGGGAGAAGAUGCUGAGAUUGACAAAGUGGCCUUGGCAGAGAAGUUUUCUGUGACCAGAAAACUCUUUGAAAGGGGCAUUAAAGAGCAGCCUGCCGUGGAAAAACAAUCUCCAAACAGAGUAGUAAAUCGUUUGUCACUUGGAAGUGCCUCUGAUGAAGGGAAAAGCACGAGGAGAGUAUCAGGAUCAGAGACCACUAACAAAUCGGAGCAAACUCCUUCACCUGCAGUUAAAAGUCGGCCAGAUGAGAAGGCUGAUAUUGAGAAACGGCCUCGGGCGUCACUAAAUGCGGGGCCCUUGUCAAAGAGGUUGGAGAAUUAUAUAGUUGAGAAUGACUCAGAAGACAUUAGCACCACAUCUGCUAAACAACACAGUACCACUGCACACAUACUGCCUACCUCUCCAACAGGGGACACCUUACAUAAACCUACAUCUCCUGUUAAAGACACCGUAGACUCUUUCUCUGAUGCCACUAACAAAAAGAGAGACAACAAACCAGCACCUUUAGGGACAAAUAUUGGGCCAAAACCAACAUUUCCAGCUACCAGUUCAGCAUCCAAAUCAGUUUCUUUUACAACUGAUGCCACCCACAAACCUCUCUCACCAGAGCAAACAAGCCCAGUUAGCCAUGGUCACAAGUGCUUGACAUCAUCUGGUGAUGGAUUUAGUAGGACAUCUGUUGACUCAGAGAAGGGCAAACCACAAAGUCCACCCCCAAGGGACGUGAAACAGCCUCUUCCAUCAGCUGGUGGCUUACAGAAUGACAACAGGGGCAAAUACCCUGAAAAAGCCAAGACUAAUGACCGUGUAGCACGCAGUCCUGUUGGGGACAAGAUUCCCAGUCAAAACUCCUCUCCAGAAUCCAAAGGGGUGGGCAUGGUACGUGCUGAACUGGUAGUGGUUCAGCAUGAGUCCUCGGAAAGUGAGGAGAAUGAAGAUGAGAAUAAUGACGAUGUGUUUGAGGCUCAGAAGGUUCAGCAACCCAAAGAUCAGCAGUCAGACCUGAAAAGAACCCAUGCUCCAGAAAAACUGAACUGUACCUCUGCACACCAGGUCUUAUUAAGAGAUGACAUGAAAGAGGCACAGUGGACUGCAGAGGAUGUAGGCGAAGGUACACUCUUAGAGGAUAAUGGGGAAUUUGGGCUGAAAGAGAGAAUGGAAGACAAUGUAGUUGUGAGUCGGGAUGGUGAAGACACACGUGAUGUAGAUGAUGAAGCAGCAGCAGAAGAAGAGGGUGAGCUGGAGGAGCAGGUGGGCCAGGGCAUACAGGAUAGAGCUUCUCCAGUAGUGUAUGGUAUAGAAAAUGCAGCGUUUGUGGAUGACAGGGAAGUGGACCAGGUCCUCAGGGAAGAGGAGGAGGAAGAUGAGGAGGAUCAGAUGUAUGGGGAAUACGAUGACUGUUAUGAGGUCCUUGGUUUGUCAGAUGAGGAAGAGCCUCCCUUAAAAAGGAAAAUCAAGUUUUCUACAGAUCCCAUUCUGGUUUUCAGUACCUUCUCUAAUGAGGAAUAUGAUCGGCGUAACGAUGAUGUUGACCCAGUUGCAGCAUCUGCAGAGUAUGAGUUGGAGAAGAGGGUGGAGAAGAUGGAUGUGUUUCCUGUGGAGAUUGAGAAAGGAGACAAUGGGCUUGGUAUCAGCAUAAUAGGAAUGGGAGUGGGAGCUGACCAGGGUCUGGAAAAGCUUGGGAUUUUUGUGAAAACCAUAACUGAGAAUGGAGCAGCUGAGAAAGAUGGACGCAUACAGGUCAAUGACCAGAUAGUGGAGGUGGAUGGUAUCAGUCUGGUGGGAGUCACUCAACUGUUUGCUGCCACAGUGCUAAAGAACACCAAAGGCACAGUCAGGUUUCUGAUUGGUCGGGAGAAGCCGGGAACACAAAGCGAGGUAGCCCGCCUCAUAAGUGAGACACUAGAACAGGAGAAGAACCAGCAGCAGCAGCAGGAAAGCCUGGAUGACCCGUAUGAACAUUCAACAGAAGAGGAGGACCGGUAUGAAGACGACGAUGGAAUGGAUGAAAGGAUUCUGGGAUCCAAUUUCUCUCCUGGGCGAAAUGUAGAGGUGUUUGAACUCCCCGAUUCGGAGUCCCUGUUUAUGCCGGCCAACAUGAACAGCUCUCAGAUGGCCUUCAAGUUCAAAGAGCUCCAGCUCAAACACAGCAUUGCCACAGCUGAAAUAAACCAGUUAAAGGAAAAGCUAGCGGCAGCAGAGGAGGAUAAAUCGGUGUGGGAAGCCAGGGAGUCUGAACUGGAGCAAAAGAUUGAGGAGAAUAAUGACAAGAUCCUCAAGCUGGAGAAUUACUGGCUGGAAGCCCAGGCUCUGUGUAAGACUGUGAAUGAACAAUUAGCUGAGACUCAGACCCAGUAUGAGACCCUGGACAAGAAGUACAACAAAGCCAAGAAACUGCUUAAGGAUUACCAGCAAAAAGAGAUCGAUUUUGUGAAGAGAGAGGAGGAACUGAAAAAAAGUCUAGAUGAAAAAGACAAGUGGUACAAGGGGCAGCUGGAGAGCUUGCAGAACAGAAUAGCUGUCCUGGAGUCCAGAGGAGCAUCAGCUGUGGAGAGUCAGAUUGUUCAGGAUUCUGCUACAGAGGAUAGACUGAGCAGCCAGCACUCGGUCACACACACACAGUCUGUUGACUCAAAUCUAGAAAAAGACUGGAGUGAGCUGCUUCCUGAAACGGAGCGCCUAAACACCAGUGCACACAGAGAAAAAGCCCUGUUGGCUCAGAAGUCCAAACGUCAGCCUCCGUCUCGGAGCAAACUGAAGGAGAGUCUUGCUGUGGCUUCGUCAUAUUCACAGGAAAGUGACGGCGAGGACGAGCAGGAGGAGCUACAAUCUCCCUGCAGGAGGAGGUCCAUCCAGGAGAGUCUGUCCCUCCCAGUGCCGGUCUUCUAUCCUGGGAAUGGACAGAAAGAUGAUCCAGGCGAGACUAGAGAUGGUUCCAGGAGUAAAGGGGAGCAUUCCAAUAGCCCAUCUCUGUCCCCGUCACAGGGAGAGAGUGUUGAAAGCAUUGGAAGUUCCUCUUUGUCGCCUCCAAAACACAACUCGUCACCACAGUCUCCUUCUGGUAUCACACGAAAUGCGAAGAAGAGGGAGUCCAAAGGCAAGAUCAAAGAUUCCAAAGAGGAGUUUAAUGAGCCUUCAAGUGGAGGAAAGUCUAAAAGAAGAUUUCCAGACUUUGGGGGUCUCAGGAAGUCGGGCGGAAAAGGAAAAAAACAUGAGAAAGACGCAAUGAGGGCAUCUUUGGACAGCAGGGGGUCAGCAGAGUUACUAGAGGAAUCUGGAGGGAACCUGUCCCCUGCAGAAUCAAUGACCUCCAUCCCCACCUGUAUGCCUUUCUCCUGGUUUGGAGACAAAGACAGGGACCGAGACAGAGAGCCCUCUUCCUCCAGCAACAGCCUGGCAUAUGCUGCCAAUGAAACUGGCAGCGAGCAAAGUCAAGAUCGCAAGAAUAAGACAAAUCUCUCCUGGUCCUCUUUAUUCAGUCGCUCAUUAGAUUUGAGUUUUUCAGUCAUAGAUGAUUCUAACCCUGCCAGUCCCAGUUCAGACAUCUCUGGGUUAGUUGCUGAACCCAAUCUGUCUGGGCGCUCACACACUUUAAUCUUCUCUUCCAGCGAGACUUUGGAUGAUGAACCAGCAGCCACAGGAAAAGAGUAUCAGUGGCAGAACCGGCCAGUGUCUGAUUGGACCAAUCAACAGGUCUGUCACUGGUUGAUGGGCAUGAAUAUGGACCAGUACACACCCGAAUUCACCGCUAAGGGAGUGGACGGCCAGCAGCUCUUAAACUUGGACAGCGACAAAUUAAAGGCACUUGGAGUGAUGAGUCAGAGUGAUCGCUCAACCAUCAAGAAAAAGCUGAAGGACAUGCGGAAGGCCCAAGAGAAGCUGGAGAAGCAGCGGGAGAAACGAGAGAAGGAGGUUCGACGCAGUGCAAAACUGCCCCUGUCCAGUGACUCCGUCUGCUGAGGCGUCACUUCGGCGAUUAUGCAUUGCAUAAAGUUCAUCACCAUGCACAAUCCUGAGAGACAUGUUUUGUUUUGUUUUUUUUAAAUAACGUCACAUUGUCCAUGCCGGCAGCCACAGAACAUAUCCGUGCCAGGAGCAGCCCUGUGCUGUGAUUUAUGUUUAUACUGUUUGUUUUCUCCAAAAUCAUCAAAAUCAAAUUUUAACUCAAAGAUGGCAAACGUCAAAACGUUUUCCAAAAAAGAGAUCCUAGCGUCUUUACCACUAAAAAGUCAGAAGUGAUAAUUAUUAAAGUCUGUAUUGAGACAUAAUGUAGUUCCUGCAGAUCAUGCACACAUUUACCUAUCGAGUCAAAUGUAUACUGAUUUUUUUCUUUUUUUGUUAAAGCAUUUUAUAUUUUUUCUAAAAUGAUAUGCCCGUUUCAGUGUUGAACGGUUAAUGUACAGGUGGAUAAAAGCACUAUAUUUGUCUUUUAAGCUUCAAGGGGCUACAAGGUUUUAAAUGUAUAAAUGAGUUUUAUACAUGUGCCUAUUAACUGCAUAUCUUUUUUUUAAUUUUUACUUAAAUAUCAUUGUUCAUUUUAUAUUAUCAAAAAUUUUCUACUAAGUAGAAUAGCUAGGCCAUCAUUUUUGCUGAAUGGAAAAGCAAAAAGAAAUCAAGCUGGGACAAGGUGAAUGCUGCUCUGCUGUCCCCAAGUCUGUGUCGUUAGUGAUGCUCCAUGUAAAUACAAACAGCGUGCAGGUCUGCUACGCGUACACCUCACUGGUCCAUUAAACAGCCUGUGACAACGACUUGUGGGAUGCGGGAUUUGAGGUCUAAACAGUAAAGAAUUCACCGCGAAACCGAAGUGCUUCCUUUCCUCUCGAGCAUGACUCCAUGUUGCGUAUCGAUUGAGACAUAUUGGACUGCAACCGCGAAAUCAGAGAAAUGCUUCUUGGUGUAUGCAGCGUCAAUAAACUAAUUUUCACUUUA